UUUCUCUCUCCCGGGAACAAACUCGCUAAAACGACACGCACGCAUAGAGUAAAACGACACAGAAAAAUGAAGCUUGUUUGGACGCCGGAAACCGCCUCAGAAGCUUACAUAGAUACAGUUCAAUCAUGUGGGAAUUUCGCGGACUCAGGAGUGGCCGAGCUUCUUUCCGCCAUGGCCGCCGGGUGGAACGCCAAGCUAAUCGUUGAAACUUGGUCACAGGGAAACCCGAUCGCCACCAGUAUCGGACUGGCGGUAGCCGCCCGACACACGUGCGGAAGCCACGUGUGUAUUGUACCGGAUGAACGGUCGAGAUUGGAGUACGAAAGUGGCAUGCGUAAAGCCGGAAUAGAGGAAAUCGACGCGCGGGCUGGGGAGCCGGAGGAGUUGAUGCCGCGGCUCGCCGGUGUGGAUUUCCUGGUGGUGGAUUCGAAUAGGAGGGAAUUCACUAGCGUUUUGCGACACGCUAGCCUGAGCGGCAAGGGAGCAGUUGUUGCAUGCAAAAACGCGACCCAACGUGUCGUUUCGGGGUUCGGGUGGCAAGCGGCGCUUGGGAAAGAGAGACGUGUAGUUAGGUCUGUGUUGCUGCCAGUUGGGAAAGGAUUGGAUAUAGCGCAUGUAGGGAGUAGUGGUGCGCGUGGUGGUUCGAGCAAGAGUCCGAACCGUUGGAUUAAGCACGUGGAUCAACGGUCGGGAGAGGAGCAUGUAUUUAGAGGGCAAUAAAUCAUUGAUCCACAAAAUAUUGUACUAAAGAAACUAGUAAAUAAACAAUUUUGCAACUCUACCUU
This is a messenger RNA of Carica papaya (papaya), 785 nucleotides long. RefSeq names its product ankyrin repeat/KH domain protein (DUF1442). The record is from RefSeq and is a predicted model, not a curated record. NCBI's taxonomy places the organism in Eukaryota, Viridiplantae, Streptophyta, Magnoliopsida, Brassicales, Caricaceae.